Molecule: messenger RNA, 1038 nt
Organism: Suillus bovinus
Lineage: Eukaryota; Fungi; Basidiomycota; Agaricomycetes; Boletales; Suillaceae
Exons: 5
Coding region: 166-945 (259 amino acids)
Source: RefSeq, a predicted model, not a curated record
CCCAAGUCACAAUCUGUGACUGCCUGCAUGUGCAUCGCCCGUUCUCUCGGUUUAUUUCUCCCGGAAAAAGGUAGGGUUGCUGGAAAGAUCCAGUAGGACCAGUGUCCACGGGUAACUCUCCAUUAUAAAUCUUUCUGCCCUUCUUUGAACCCAUCAUCGAUAGCAAUGGUCUCCACUGGAAUGAAGCCCGCUCCCCUGGGCAGUGCGUACAGGAUGCAACCUCAGGGCAACGAAUCAGCUGCCGACGGUGGCCAUCAACCCAUAUCACGACCGACGCCUGUGGAAUUUCGCAGGCUAGUAUCUGGUCCCCAAGAAAAUAUCAUCCGUGCAAUGGACGUGAGUCAACCAGUCUUUGAGGACUUCAAGAAGAUUCUUCGCGAUCAAGCCGUUAUGAUGCUCGAUUGCGAACGAUUCUUACACGAACAAGUCCCAGAUAUCUGGGCGCUAUAUCUGGACUGGGCUCACGAGGAAUUGGCAUCAUUUCUUUCCAAGUACACCGACGCAUGGCCCGUCGAGUUAUACAUUGAACAUUACUUAUCCAAGAAAACGUAUGCUAAGCGUCACACCUUCAGAGCCAAGAUGACGAGGUUAAGGCCCGCCGUCAAAACUGCUCGCAUUAAGAGUUCUGCCUCGGAGCAUGACGCGAGCUUGCCACCCGCUCCCGGUGGUCCACCUCCACCUUACGAAGAUCACAACUUCGUGCAACCCGAUGCAGCGGGCGGCAAUGAUCUCACUGUCGAGAACUUUCUGAAGACGGUUAACCCUGAUCUUAGCCACCUCUUCCCCGCGUUUGAGGAACUAGGGAUCAACAACGAGGCGGAUCUCAUUGUUGUAAAGUCAUGGGCUCCCGCCGUCCGCAAAGACUUUUUCGAGAGAGAGUUGAUGGGGAGAAUGAGCGCUCUUCAGAUCCAGGCCCUGAAUGUCAAGCUUGGGGGAAUGAAUUAGCGAGCCGCAUCCCAAAGUCAUGAUCUUUUUACCUCAAGUUUUUUACUCGCACUAUAUACUUUUUUAUUCAAAUUGAGUUCUAUUUGCAUUUUA